Fimicolochytrium jonesii is the source of this 2571-nucleotide messenger RNA. RefSeq names its product exocyst complex subunit Sec15-like-domain-containing protein. Lineage: Eukaryota; Fungi; Chytridiomycota; Chytridiomycetes; Spizellomycetales; Powellomycetaceae. The coding region runs from base 1 to 2571 and encodes 856 amino acids. The record is from RefSeq and is a predicted model, not a curated record. Gene Ontology annotation, biological process: exocytosis; intracellular protein transport; Golgi to plasma membrane transport. The transcript has 17 exons. Gene Ontology annotation, cellular component: exocyst; membrane.
AUGCCCACAUCCCUCCGCACCCCCACGACCCCAAAGUCCCCCGACGCCUCGACCCGCAUGGAAGACGCGGCGCACUUCCAACAGCUCCUCCGCGAGCUCGCCAUUUCCGACACCGCCCCGACGGCCAUCACCACCACCUCUGCCGCCUCCAACCCACCCGCCGCCACCACGGGCGUAGAUUCCACAGGAGGGACGGCGGAAAACUUUGACCAGAUCGCGUAUAUCAUCAAACAGAUAUUCCAGGCGGGAAAGGAAGGGAGUUUCACGGAUCAGUUGGCGGUGUUCAUUGGGAAGAAGGAGGCGGAGAUUGAGAAGAUGUGUACGUUCCAUUAUCAGGAAUUCGUGCAAUCGGUAGACCAGCUCCUCAAGGUACGGCAAGGCGCAUCCACCUGGAAAGACAAGAUCCUCGACCUGAACGACCAGAUCCAAUCCUCAGGUCGUAAGAUGGUCUCCAAGAAACGCGAGAUCAUCGAGAACCGCCAAACGCUCCUCAACAUUGAGCUCGCGGUCGAGUCGCUGCAGUCGUGUCUGUUUGUUCUCGACAUGGCGAAUAAAGUGAAUACUAGUGUAGAGACGCAUAAGUACUACACGGCUUUGAAGAUGCUGGAAGAACUGCAGACGACGCAUCUGCGGCCGGUGAUGCAGUAUACGUUUGCGCAGAGCAUGCAGGAGUUCAUCCCUAUUAUGCAGGAUAAGAUCCGCGAACUGGUGCUGUUGGAGCUGCAAGAGUGGCUCGCCACCAUAAAAGAACGAACCCGCACAAUCGGUAAACGCUCCAUCGAGCAAAACCAAGCCAAACGCGCGCGCACCCGCCAGCAUCAAAACGCCGACACCAUUGCGGCGGGAAGGCGGGUGUCCGCUGCUGCUAGUAGCCCGACUCUCGGGGCCGGGAUGAUGGGUGGGGGUGAGGAGGAAGACCAUAUCGACGCGGGAGUCGAUAUCAACUUCCGACCGCUGUACCAGUGUCUGCACAUUCACGAGGUGCUGAACAAACGGACGGAGCUGAGGACUUAUUUUGGGGAUAAGCGGAAAAUCCAAGCGAGCGUCCUCCUCGAGCAGAAAUUUACAUUCGACGAAGGCGAUCUGGCCAGUUUCCAGCAAUACCUGUACGACGUGGUCGGGUUCUUUAUCGUGGAGGCGAUCGUGAUGAACUCGACGCAGAAUUUUAGGUCGAGGGGUGCGGUGGAAGGCCUCUGGUCCAACGCCAUGGAAAAAAUGAACGACGUCAUCUCGGAGAGCCUGAAUGAGUGUGGGGAUCCGAAGUUGUUUCUGGCCAUCAAGCGGUGUGUCGUGCAUUUUAUUGAGACCAUGGAGUCGUAUGGAUUCGCGAUAACGAGUUUGAUGGACCUGAUGCUGUCGUUGCUUGACCGGUAUGCGGAGCUGAUGAAGAACAGAUGCGUCGAUGAACUCGUGCAGAUCAUCGAAGAAGACGAAUACGCCCCCAUGAUCGUCAACACCCAAUCCGAAUACGACGCCAUCUCCACCGCCUCCAAGCUCAAACAAGAUGCAGCGGGCAACAUCAGCAGCGCCAGCCUCACAACCACCUCCGCCAAAUCCGCCAAAUCCUCCACCACAACCCCCAAACACAUCCCCGCCGACUGGACCAACCAACUCCGCUUCCCCAAAACCCUCCCCUUCUCCCGCGGCUUCCCCCGCUGCUGCGCGUCCAUACGCGCGUUCGUCGUGGGAUUCUACCGCUUUGCCGAAGGGUUUGAGCAGCAGUACAACGAGAUGGAUGAUUUGUUGAAGAAGAGCCUGGAGCAUGUUUUAAGCGAGGAUCUGCUGGGUUGCAUGAUGGGGAAGAUGAUGGUGAAUAAUAUAAGUCAGGUGGUGCAGAUUUUGGUCAAUCUGGAGUGGUUUGAGGGGGCUUGUGCGGAGUUUGAGGCGCUUUUGGGGGAGAUGAGAACAUCCAACAAAUUAGGCACAGUCCGCCUGCACGCAACCCAAUCCUUCCGCGAGACCCGCUCCAUCGCCGAGAAGCGCAUGUUCGAGCUGCUGUACAUGAAGAUGGACGAUUUCUUGGAGAUGGCGGAGUAUGAUUGGGCGGCGACGACACCCGCGACGGAUUACAGCCCAUAUCUCGACGACCUUGUAACAUUCAUGAACGUCAUCAUCACUUCCACCCUCGUCAACCUGCCCUCGCAUAUGCGCAGCGGCGUGUACCAAGGGGCGUUCAAGCAUCUCGCGACCUCUAUACAUAACCUAGUCCUAGCACCGACCGUAAAACGCGUAACCCUCCCCGCGAUCGACACGCUCGAGAAGGACGUCGCGUUCGUCGAAAAGUUCAUCGCGGGGGUGGGGGAGGGUGCGCUGGGGGAGCCGUUUGCGCAGUUGCGGCAGACGGUCCAACUGCUGAAAUCGGCGAAUAUCGAGGAUAUUUUGAACGCCGGGAUACGCGAUCGGAGGUAUAACCGGAUCAAUCUCGACAAGUUGGCUAUUUUGCUCGAAAAGAUGAAAGGCGACUCAUCCCUCUUCGCCAAAUCCACGCCGGCCGAAAAGGCGCAGCGGAAGAGCAUCGAGGUUGUCUUGAAGGGGAUCAGGGCGGGGUCAUCGCCUACGCGGGCUUCUUGA